AUGUCACUCCAUUCUCCGACAACAAGCACCGAAGGAGUUGUGCGAAUUGGUCACCUUCACCCAUCCGAUCCGAUGAUUGCUCAUGAACCUGAUGUUUUGAAGAUGUGCGCUCAAGAUCUGAAAACCCGAAAUAUUCUUCCAAAAAAUUACAGCCUUCAAAUUUACACAAUGGAAAGUUGCAACAAAUUCUCCGGAGUUGAACAUGCCGCAUUUCUACAUUACAUCAAAAAUGCUACCGUAUACUUUGGACCCGGCUGUAAUAAUGAGAUUCUGGUUAUUGGAAAACUCGCUCCACGUUGGAAUGUGCCAAUCAUUGCUCACAUGUCUGGUGACGAUGCAUUAUCAGAUCGAUCCCAAUUUCCAACGCUUGGCUCAGUUGCACUAACAUCUGCAAGUGAAAUGGCAAAGGCUACCGUAACUUUUUUGACGCUCAACAAUUGGGAUCAGAUUGGAAUUGUGCGAUCCUCAGAAGGAUAUGAACGGCUAUCGGUGCAUUCGUUGCAACAUCAGAUCAAAAAAAAGGAUAUUGAGUUGAAUGUUAUAGUCGAUAUUGAGCCUUUCACAACUGCUGAGAUUAUAAUGGCCUCUGGAAAAUUAGCAACAAUGAAAGCAUCGGCGAGAAUUUUUGUUGUUGAGCUUGGAAUGGAUUUGCAUUCAGUCACCAAUUUCAUGUUGGCUAUCCAUCGCACAAACAUGAAGUCUGACGGUUUCGUAUUCAUUCUACCAUGGCUUGCUCAUAUCAAUGACCAUUAUCCAUGGGAAGCCGCCAAUGUAGAUAAGCAAGAAGUGAAGGCAGCAUUUGAGAAUGUUAUAAUCAUCACCGCUCAUGGCUACGACAAAGCCUUCUUUGACAUAUUCCAACAGAAAUUCAGUUCAGCGACGGGAGUUUUAGCAAGCCAUUAUGCCACGCUUUCCUACAUGUCGUUAUACGAUGCUCUCUUCCUCUACGGGUUGGCUCUUCGCGAUGCUUUCCAAGAUGUUGGUAGUUAUAAUGUUCAUGUGAAUGGUUCUCUUCUAUGGUCGAGAAUGACAAAUCGUCAAUUCAUUGGUGCAACUGGUCAUGUUUUAAUGAAUAAUAAGGCUAUUCGAGUCCCAUCUUAUGCUACAUAUUAUUCCACCAAUGGAACGCUGAAGAUCGUUGUCGAGCUUGAAGCAAAAAAUAAUGAUCGCGGCGCUUGUGAAAAGAAUGAAGACAUGUGUUCCGAACACGUCGCUCAUGAAAUGGUUCAAUACUAUUGGAACUCUGAAACCGGUAAAUUGCCGCCAUCCGUGCCAAAAUGUGGAUUCACGGGUUCCGAAUGCGAUUAUCGGCCGUACAUUAUUGGUGCAGCUGUCUUAGUCUUCUUUAUAAUUGCAAUCCCCGUAUCUUAUUUCAUAUACAUUAAACAGAAAGAGCGUCUUCUUUAUGAUAUGACUUGGAGAAUCCCGAGAGAUACCGUCAAAUUGCUUGAGAACAAAUCGAAAUCUGAACACUCGCUAGCCAGCAAAUCGCAAAGUUCGGGUUCAUUCUCAGGCAGCAUGAAUUCAAAGCAAAAUGGGCUUAUUGCCGCCAAACAGGCGGUGUCAAAUGGGGUCAAAGUUGCGAUAAAGCGAUACCAACAAGUCAGAAAUUUGACUUUUCCAAAAUCUGAGCUCAGAAUGCUCAAGGAGUUGAAAAUAAUUGAAAACGAGAAUCUCAACAAAUUUUAUGGAAUUUCUUUCAAUCAGCAAAACGAAUUUAUCGUCAUGUGGGUAUUGUGCUCACGUGGAAGUCUUGAGGAUAUUUUGUUCAAUGAUGAGCUCAAAUUGGGAAGAAACUUUCAAGUUUCGUUCGCUAAGGAUGUUGUCAAAGGCCUCAGUUUCUUGCAUGCUUCUCCAAUUCUAUACCACGGGCUUCUUUGCCUCCAGAAUUGUCUCGUUGAUUCGAAUUGGACCGUGAAAUUGACAAACUUCGCAACAGAACAAAUUAUUGCCGAUCGGUUAGCUCACAAUGAAAUUCGCCCGAUUGUCCGUCCUGAUGAUGAGAGCACGGAUGCGAGCGAGCAGAAUGAUAUCGCGCGAAAGAAGUAUUUGCAACAAGCGCCGGAAAUUAUUCGUGAACUCGUGACUGCUAAAACACUUCCGCCGGGCUCACAAGCUGCCGACAUUUACGCGCUCGGAAUGGUUCUUUAUCAAAUUCUUUUCCGCGUCGAGCCGUUCCAUGAGAGAGGAAAGAGCAUUAACAAGUUGAUGGAACUUCUCGCCAUGGCUAGCGAAGAUGAUCAAAUUAUUCGUCCAACCUUUCCGUCGUCGAAUCAGAAUGAAGGAUACAACUUGCAGCUUCUUUCCUGCUUGGAGGCGUGUUGGCUCGAAAUUCCAGAAAUGCGUCCGCCAAUCAAAAAGGUGCGCACAAUGGUAAACGCCAAUUUGAAAUCAGUCGGAAAAGGCUCUCUCGUGGAUCAAAUGAUGAAGAUGAUGGAGGAGUACACAGCCAAUUUGGAGAAUAUGGUGCGAGAUAGGACUGCGCUGCUUGAGGAGGCCCAGAAACAGGCCGACAGAUUACUUAAUAGCAUGUUGCCAAAAUCGAUUGCUGAGGAUCUCAAGAUUGGAAAGCCAGUGUUACCGCAAUUGUAUAGCUGCGCGACGGUUUUGUUCUCAGACAUUCGCGGAUUCACCAGAAUAUCGUCGACAUCGACUCCUCUUCAAGUCGUAACUUUCCUUAAUGACAUGUUUAGUGGAUUUGAUGCGAUUAUCGCCAAACACGAUGCUUAUAAAGUGGAAACGAUUGGAGAUGCGUAUAUGAUCGUUUCCGGUGUGCCAACGGAAAAUGGCAAUCAUCACGUACAGCACAUCGCGGAUAUUGCGUUGAAAAUGAGAGCGUUCAUCUGCAACUUCAAACUUGCCCAUAGACCCGAAGAAGUGAUGAUGGUUCGAAUCGGAUUCCAUAGUGGACCGGUGGCGGCUGGAGUUGUCGGCCUCUCAGCGCCGCGCUAUUGCCUUUUCGGCGAUACUGUUAACACGGCAUCGAGAAUGGAAAGCACCGGAGUGGCAAACAAAAUCCAAAUUUCGGAAAGCUCGUACAAUCUUCUUCAUUGCUUCUUCACGCAAUUUCAGCUAGUUGAACGAGGAAAAAUUGAAGUCAAGGGAAAAGGCGAGUGUACAACAUACUACUUGGAAGGCAAAACAAAAUAA
Molecule: messenger RNA, 3150 nt
Organism: Caenorhabditis bovis
Lineage: Eukaryota; Metazoa; Nematoda; Chromadorea; Rhabditida; Rhabditidae
Source: the annotation of a GenBank genome assembly